AUGCCACGCAAAGUAUUUCACGCCAUCCGACAAUUGUACGGGUACAUGUCGUUCAACAAACGGCGCUUCGGCAUCUUCAACACAUUCACGACAACGUUCCUCUUCAAACGAGAUGACGAAGGCACACUCUUCAUUUCCAAGGGCAUCGCUGCCAACGAACUCGUCCCGCUGACACUCCUCGAAGCCAUCACAAGGCUCCUGCUGAACGACAACCCACCUGCUGAAGAAGACCUUCCGCAAGCGGAGCCGACCCCGCCAAAGGACCGAUUCGCACAAGACAAUCCAAACAAAGCAAAGCCGCGGGGACAACAACCAGAAGCUCCUUCGGAACACGACGAACGAGAGCUCGUCCUGAUCGCCGACCUUCCCGACUACCACGUCAUUGCUACUGGUGGCAGCGCCAGCAUCGUCGCCACCGAGCUGGACGAGAUCCCCGUGGCCAUCAAAACCGUCGACACGUGCAAGAGUCCCAAAAUGCUGGACGAACUGUACCACGAAUGCGAUGCGUACACGACCCUCGAGGCUGUCCAGGGCGACUGCAUCCCCAUCCUUGUUCGCCCUGCACCCGUGGUGCUGUGGGAAGGCAUGUUGGACGGUCUGGUUCUUUCCUUGAACAAAGGACGGACGCUGGACGAGAUGGGAAUGGAUGAAGUCGCGACCAUCCCGCUCGAGUGUAGAAUGCAGACCGUCUGA
This is a messenger RNA of Aphanomyces invadans, 693 nucleotides long. RefSeq lists its product as hypothetical. Bases 1 to 693 code for a protein of 230 amino acids. The record is from RefSeq and is a predicted model, not a curated record. The transcript has 2 exons. NCBI's taxonomy places the organism in Eukaryota, Oomycota, Saprolegniomycetes, Saprolegniales, Verrucalvaceae.